CCCAAAUACAGUCCUUGAUGGUUUAUCACUGGCCGAAAUGUUAAGUCUUCCUGGUAGCACGGCUCACAAACGUGAGCCUUCUGUUCCUCAUGAGGUUAAGGAAACAUUAGAUGCUACUGUGACAGAAACCCAAGAUGGUGAACGUUGUCUAAAUAACUAUAUUUUGAGAGAGGUUAUUGGCCGAGGGGCUUAUGGUACUGUAAUUCAGGCUAUAGAAAAAGACACUAAUGCGCAUUAUGCUAUAAAAGAAUUCAGUAAGGCCAGACUUCGAAAAAGAGAUAUGGCAAAUUAUUUUCGUCGUGGCGGCUUUCGAGGUGCUCGUAGGGGUAGGUUUGCCCCUAAUCCCAAUUUACAAGAUAACUCAGAUCCAUUAUACUUAAUACGUGGGGAAGUGGCAGUCUUAAAAAAAUUAAAUCAUCCGAAUGUUGUAAAGUUGUUUGAGGUUUUAGAUGAUCCUGAAAAUGAUUCUCUAUACAUGGACGAUAUCCUUAAAAUUGUAGACUUUGGUGUAUCCGAAAUAUUUGUUAGGGGAAAUGACAAAACGACAAAAUCAGCAGGAAGUCCAGCAUUCAUGGCACCGGAAUUAUGUAAAGGAAAGGCGGCUGAUAUUUGGUCAAUGGGAGUAACUUUAUAUUGUCUAGUGUUUGGCCGUUUACCAUUCGAAAAAGACAAUAUUUUAGAACUUUAUGAGUCUAUAAAAAAUCACGAUAUUCAAAUCUCUGGAAAUAUAAAUCCUGAUCUAGCUGAUAUUCUUUAUAAGUUGCUUGAAAAAGAUCCAGACAAAAGAAUUACCAUGCAUGAACUUAGGGAACAUCCUUGGGUUACUCUUCGUGGAGCUGAGCCUCUUAUUUCCACUGCAGAAAAUUGUACUGAAAUGGUUACGGAAAUUACUGAUGAUGAAUUAAGUUCUGCUAUUAAACCUAUUAGUAUUAGGAGCUUAGUAACUUUGAUAACUGCUGUUAAGAAGUUUAAACGCUUGUCGCGGACUCAGAAUCAUUACCCAGAGGCAUUAAUACGAAUAAAUGACGAUAAAGAAGCUGUAGCUGCAGAAUAA
Messenger RNA from Entrophospora candida, 1054 nucleotides. The record is from the annotation of a GenBank genome assembly. Lineage: Eukaryota; Fungi; Glomeromycota; Glomeromycetes; Entrophosporales; Entrophosporaceae.